Messenger RNA from Gallus gallus (chicken), 4169 nucleotides. It is a transcript of the gene MGST1, whose product is annotated as microsomal glutathione S-transferase 1. Gene Ontology annotation, cellular component: membrane; mitochondrion. NCBI's taxonomy places the organism in Eukaryota, Metazoa, Chordata, Aves, Galliformes, Phasianidae. Gene Ontology annotation, molecular function: glutathione transferase activity. Bases 171 to 638 code for a protein of 155 amino acids. The transcript has 4 exons. The record is from RefSeq and is a predicted model, not a curated record.
GGGGCUGGGCGGAAGCGCAGUGUCCGGCCGUGAGGAGCGGGUUGGUAGCGGUGCGCGCGUUCUCCGAGUGGACCCGGCGAGGUGCGUGGGCGCUGCGUGAUGGCGGCUCCCGCUGUAGGCUGGAGCGGAGCGGAAGUAGUUUUCAAAGGUCAUCAGUGAGAAGCGGAGAAAUGGCUAAAUCGACCCAGCUAAUUGACAAUGAAGUCUUCCGUGCUUAUGCUACCUAUGCAGCCAUUGUUCUUCUAAAAAUGAUGCUUAUGAGCCUUGUAACUGCAUACUUCAGAAUCACGAGAAAGGCAUUUGCCAACCCAGAAGAUACAGCAUCAUUUGGUAAAGGUGACAGUGCUAAAAAAUUCCUGCGGACUGAUGCAGAUGUUGAACGUGUACGCAGAGGCCACCUGAAUGACCUUGAAAACAUUGUCCCAUUUUUUGGCAUUGGACUGCUGUAUGCUCUCUGUGGCCCUGAUCUGUCCACGGCCUUGCUGCAUUUUAGGAUCUUCGCAGGGGCAAGGAUCCUUCACACUUUCGCAUACUUGAUCCCUCUUCCCCAGCCCAGUAGAGGUUUGUCUUGGGCAGUUGGGUAUGCAGUUACCAUCUCAAUGGCAUACAAAGUGCUGAGUAAAGCAUUGUACCUGUAGCUGAAUCAUAGCUUCUAUAUAUCAUUCAACAUUCCAUGCAAAGUUUCCAGUGGUUAGUGUUUUGAAUGAGCUGUCUAAGUUUUACAGAGUGACUGGAAUUCAUUUUUCAGCAGAGGCUUUUCAUUCCUGUUUAGAAAUAUUUCCUUUUGGAGAAAAAAAAAUAUCCCUUUUCCUGUAUUCCCUAUUCAUGGACUGUGCUGCCAAAAUAUUAGAUUGAAUGUUCUGUUUGCUAUUUGUCAAGUGCUUAUGAUUCUAAACAUACAAUGAUGCUGUAUUGAUAGCAUGUGUGGUAAUUUUCUACAGAUGCACUAUUUUUGGCUGUAGCUCUGAAGUCUAAAUCAAUAAAGACAAGAUGAAAAAAAAUGUGUUUGAAUUUUUGUUUUCAUUUUGACACUUCUAACUGCAGCCGGCAAAUAGAAUGUCACUAUGUAUCAGAAAGAGAUUUCCAAUCAUACAGUUCUUUGAAGAAUGCUUACCUUAAUAAUAAGAUGUAGCCAGUAAUACUAGGCUUGUUGUAAAAAAUCUUUGAUGGAAUUGUUGUUUGUGUAAUCCACUUUGGGAUUAAAAAAUGCAAACCGUUGUAGCUCCAUUUCACUCAGAUGAAUAGAUUAAAGAAAAAAAAAAGGUAUUUGGGUUAAACUCUGUUUAGUGACACUGAUGGAAUUUUGAAGUAAUUAUUUCUGUGGAAGUUACACCAUACAUAGGUUUUGUGACUGGAUAAAGCAGAUCCUUUGUAGAAGAUUUUUUUUUCAUUUUUGAAUAAAUUCAUCGUAAAAUGAGUGACACUUGCAAAUAUCAAGUAAUUCAGAAGUGAAUAUAUAAUUAGUUUGUAUGUCAUACAGUCAUAAAUAUGCCGCUGAUAGGAAAUUUUGCUCUUUGCUUAUAUCCUUCUAUGAUGUGUUAGUUUGAAGUAUUUUCUUUAAGGGACUUUUCCUGGUCUUGUUCGUUUCUUUGCGUAGGUAUGGCUUAAAUGAUAGCACAGAAUUUCAAGGAAAGAAAAUAACCUAGAAAAGACUUUAUAUCUAGUAUGCUGGUCAUUGAUAAGUUUUAAAUAGAAGAAUAGGAUGUUAAGACCAGCUAUCUUGAGUAGUUUGAUUUUAACAAUGUCACAUUUCCCAUCAGCCCUUCUUAUUUCAAGGAGAGCUGGUAGUGGCUAGAGAAGGGACCGGACUGGGACCUUGAACUGAGGCCUAAACUGAUGGUUAUCAAUUUACCAACUCAUAUUGGUCUGCCCGUGACUGUUCUGCCUCCUUAUAUUGUAAUUCCAACUUCUAAAACUGUAUUUUCCUCAUUUCUUUGUAGCUUGCCUCUUCCUUCCAACCACCUGUCUUUCAAUCCAUUAAAAAAAAUGGAAAAGUAGCCACCAUAUAGAGGUAACCACUUCAAAUUCAGCAGCAGAGCUAAGAGCUAGUCUUUUCCUCUAGUGCCAAAAAGGUGCUUUUUUGGUGGGAUGAAAAACACAGAGUACCAACUUUCCAACAGGAAUUCUCAGUAGGCUUUUGCCCUCUUAAUUUCAAAUUUUUCUGAUGAUUGUUUUAAAUUGGUUCUUGUUCUAAUUUUUGAAUUUUUCUAGUAUGCCUACAGUUGCACUAGGGAAGUAAAGUUCCAUGCAUUCAAAUAAUUCAGUUGUUUAAUACUCCUUAUCUUAACCAUCCAACAGGAGUGUGAUCCGAAGUUUAAAAUCAGACUUUAGUUCAUUUACAGGCAUGAUAAGAGAUGCAAAUGUCACAAGUUGUCCACCAGGAGUUAUGCAGCCUAGCUGUCCUUGCAAAAUAUAUUCAGGAGUAGCUUUUAACUCCUUUUGCAUCAAGCUUCUGUGGAAACCUUAUUCUAAAGAGAAAUACUUGGAGCCUGUCUUUAUUUCCAUGUUCUUAAAUUUGAAACAAAGCUAGUUUUAAAUCCCUUCCAUUUGCUCGCUGUUAUCAAAGCCCUGAACAUACACUCACUAUGUGGUGAGAAGUAAGAAAGAUAAACAGAAACCCUUAGAAAUACCUAGAGUAAUUCAAUAUUAUUCUGUGUUUUUCUUGCAUUUAUUUUAAACUUAUAUUUUAUUUUCCUUUGCUCCCACAAACACCAUCUGUGCAUCUGGGUGGGGUACACAUUCAAUCUGUGAAAUCUGCCUUAGCAGAUUCGAUGAAUCUCUGGCUGCCAGCAAUGUGGAAAUAUGUUACGUUGGUUGCUCUGAAAGUAAUGCCUCCUAUUUAUUUCCAUGGAAGCUACUCUAGCUACAAACAGCACAACAACUAUUGCAGGAAAUUCUCAGCUACAACACCUUAUUUUUCAACUUAGUCACCACCUUUAGCUAUGCAUUUUCAUUCGCUAUGAACAAGAACUUGUAUGCCACACUCAUAAAAGUUUGCACCAGUGGAGUUGACCCACUACUGCUGUCACCACUGCUGAAAUGCACCACCCACCACCUCACUGUGGGUCUCUGUAAAUGUUCAGCAAGCAUUGAUGAGCCUCCUUAUGGAGGAAGUCAAUGACACAUAUUUGCUUCAUACACAAUUCUGUGUUGUCUACACUUUGUCAGACUGCCCCCCUGCUGCCGUAUGAGCAGUGAGAUGUGAUGGAACAUUGGUAGGAAAGUUCAGUCUCUGCUGUCAUACCAGCAACGUCUACCUCUGGCAUUGUGAGCCAAAAUAAUAAAAUAGGAUUAAUUGCUUUUGGAGAAGACCUCAUAGAAUUGUUCUUUUCACCUGAGUCUUGCCUUGCUCCAGGCCACGCAUUAGAGAAAUUUGCUGUACCUAUGUCAUAGCCAAUUGUAGUACAGGUGUAUACUACUAAAGAAAAAAAGUUUAUUUUCUGAUCUAAAUUAAAUUUUCGCCUUUUAAAAUAUGUUGAUGGGAAUUUAGGACAGAGUUUAUCAGAUUCUGUUACUAAAUCACUAAAUGAGAUAAUCUGUAACUGAAGAAGCAACUGGCUGCUGACAGGUAGACUGCUUUUGAGUUGUUGAAAGUAGCCAAGUAGAAAAAAGGCCAGAAUGUAGGAGUCAAACCAGUGCCCUGAAGACUUCAUUUUAGUUCCUUAUGCUUGUUAUUUCUACCACUUGUAGGCAGCUAGAGAAACUACAAGAUUCUUUUCUCUGUACAUUACUCCUGACAUUUUAUAUUCUUACUUUUCUAAAGUACAUCGUGUUUGAAGUUGCUCUAAUCGUUGACCAAAAGGUACCUUAAAAUGCUAGCUGACAUAUCUUGACCCAGUUAGUUGGGUUCCUCUCUGAGCGAAUUUCAUGGACUGCUCCAUUUUUAGAAGUAUAAACAUGUGAGCAACUCCUUGGUUUAGAUUUCAGCUCUGUGAGUAAAUGCUUAUGUGUUUUUAGACAAAGUUACUUUGUCCUUUGGUUGUGGCUGCAGAUAGAUGUGCUAUAAUCAUUUGCUGAGAGGGCUGGUGACUGUCAAAGCGCUCUGAGCUAGGACUUGCCAUCUGAGCAUGGCUUCAUGUCCUGUAAUAACAAAACAGGUGUUUAAAACUGUAAAUGAUACAUAGGAUGUUUCCUUGAAUUUCUGGUAUAAAGUCUCUGUCUGAACUGCA